AUGCCCUCAAUCGUACAGGUAGCGGAACCAGAUGACUCUGUCGUUCCAAGCAAGGAGCAAAUCCAGAAGGUCUUAAAGAAAAGCCAUGAUCGCUGGCAGCAAUAUGUCAAGCAGGCGACGGAUAAGCCAUCGAUCUUGCUCGAUUGCUUAGAACUUGUCUUUUCUGUGCCACUGGUUGAGCUUCGGGCCGGCUCGGUUCGCUACACGGACAUUCUCGCACCUGUCGUUGAUGAUGCCCCGACCAAGCAAGCGACUUCUCGAGACGUGGUCGUUGACACGGGAGACGCUGAUCCCGCGGCGGCUCAGCGUGCUUGUCUCCCUGGUCGGAUCAGCUAUCAAGAGAUAGAAGGGGUUUUUACUUAUCCGUGGCUGGUGUGGGACCAUGGUGAUAACAGCGAUUCAUCAUCGUCAGCAGAUUCAGUCGGCGUGAAAGAGACAACAAAUGACAAUCUCUCUAUUGGACUGUUAUUAGAAGAACCAGAUGAUAUUCAAGGAAAUAGAGUCGAUCCGAUCGAGCAAACUAGUGCCGGAUGA
Drepanopeziza brunnea f. sp. 'multigermtubi' MB_m1 is the source of this 534-nucleotide messenger RNA. NCBI's taxonomy places the organism in Eukaryota, Fungi, Ascomycota, Leotiomycetes, Helotiales, Drepanopezizaceae. The record is from RefSeq and is a predicted model, not a curated record.